Messenger RNA from Mya arenaria, 1821 nucleotides. RefSeq names its product peptidyl-prolyl cis-trans isomerase FKBP8-like. Gene Ontology annotation, molecular function: peptidyl-prolyl cis-trans isomerase activity; protein binding. Bases 22 to 1185 code for a protein of 387 amino acids. The record is from RefSeq and is a predicted model, not a curated record. Lineage: Eukaryota; Metazoa; Mollusca; Bivalvia; Myida; Myidae. The transcript has 13 exons.
GUAAACAACCAAGCCGGGAAAAUGGACACGACUGAGCCAUUAAAACACGAGGAUACCCAAGACAAAAUGGAUCCAGCAGUUGGAGCAUCAGGAGAUGAUGGGGACUCCCUGGGGACUGCAGCACCAGACUCUCCAAUGGGGAAACAGGCACCAGGAGAUGGCCCAAGCUCAGAGGCAUCAGAAGGUACGCAGGACCCAGAGGAUGAAUACACAGACAUCCUGGGCAACAAAACACUCCUGAAAAAGGUGUUGACAGCAGGUACUGGUCCCCGGCCCAACAUGCAGGAGCGGGUGAAGAUCAUACUGCUACAGGAAAUGCCAGAGCUAGGAACCACUCUGCCUGAACAGACGCUUGAGUUUGUCCUGGGACAGGGGGAUGUUGCGCAAGCAUUGGACCUUGCUGUGGCUCUGAUGAACAUAGGAGAGAAGGCCCAGGUCAUUUCAGGCUACCAGUACAUGUAUGGCGAGGUUGGAAUGCCACCUGAUGUUCCAGCGAAGACCAACUUCAAGCUGACAGUCACUCUCUUGUCUAGCGAGGAGAUAGACUAUGGAAAGAUGGACUUCAAGUCAAAAUAUGCAGAGGCGGAGAAAAAGAAGGAAAGGGGGAAUUAUUACUUCAGAAGGAAGGAGUUUGAACGAUCCAUCAACUCAUAUUCGUUUGCGUUAAAGGUGCUUGAGCCAGAGAACUUGAGGAAAGAAGGGGCAGACAACCUGCAGAAAGCCCUUGAGUUCCGGGCCAUCGUACAGUGCAAUAACUCAGCUGCCUUCUUCAAGCUUGAAGCUUAUGAACCAGCCCGGAAGGCUGCUGAAGAGUCCAUCAAGCUCCUGGCAUCUCACACCAAGGCCUACAUCCGAUUGGGGCAGGCCCAAGAGAAGUUAGGGAAUGCUGACAAGGCCAUUGUGGCUUACAAAAAGGCACUGGAGCAGGAUGCCACUAAUAAGUGGCUUCACUCCGAGUUGUCCCGCCUUACAAAGGUGAACCACAACAAGAAGAAAGAUCAGCGGGAAAUGUACUCCAAAAUGUUCUGGGGAUCAAAUCCCCCAGACAUGUCCAAUAGUGGGAAAGCUAAACCUUCAAAGGCAGAGCCUGUGAAUUGGUUGAAACUUGGAGGACUUGGCUUUAUUGGCUUCAUCCUUACUGGGCUGGCAAGCUUUGGCAUUCAGCGCUACCUCAACCAGUCCUAGUCACAGGUCAAAUGAUAGGUAAAAAGUGAUGUAACAGGUACCAGGGACUGUUAAAAGAAAUAUCUGCUAGACAAUGAGUCUUACUGCACAUGACCAAGCUGGAACACUGGAUAUUGACGGCACACACAAGGGACCAAUGGGAUGCAAAAGGUCACUCAUAUUUCAGCCAUUUUUGAUAUGUUAAGAAAAGGCCUAAUGAUGUGUUAAAUGACAUACAGUCAUACUAUUUUAUGAAAACAUAUUCAUGUUUUUAUUUUCUGUAUUUUGUACUGAUAUUAUGAACAUAAUGAAUAAGUGACAUGGUUGAAGGAUCGGUGCAAAUCCUAUUAGUCCUUUUCUUGAUAAAAAGAUGAACAUUUGAAAGAAUGUCUAAAAUCAUUGUCUGAAAUCAAUGAUAUUCAUAACCUAUCUAGAGUGGUUUAUUGCAUCAUUUCCAGCUUUUUCAUCAUUGACUAGUAUGUGUGAAAUAGCAAUACAGACAGGUCUUUGUGAAUAUUCGUGUGAUAUUUCUUGUGGUGCAGACCCAAGUGUCACAAGCUUGGUUUAAUGCUUGUUUGAUGUAUAGAUAUUGUUGAUAUGGUUAAUGUAUAAUAUGUUGUGUUAACAUUUUUAUAUGGAAUUAAAUUAUAAAAGACA